Cicer arietinum (chickpea) is the source of this 834-nucleotide messenger RNA. The record is from RefSeq and is a predicted model, not a curated record. NCBI's taxonomy places the organism in Eukaryota, Viridiplantae, Streptophyta, Magnoliopsida, Fabales, Fabaceae.
CGAUUUCAGAUUUUGACUUAAGAAAGGGUUUUCAGGUUUCAUCAUAAUUUUUCUUCCUCAAUUCAAUUCAACACUUAUUUUUAUUUCACUCUUCUCAUUUCCCCAAAAAUAAAAUUAAAAUUAAAACCAAAACCUGCAAAAUUUCAAAUCCAAAUAAUCGCCAUCAUUUAAAUCACACCCAAUUUUCUCUCUCUUCAAUCACAUUUUCAGCGAAAAAACCCAAAUCGUUUUUUUUUUGUUCCACAGUGAAGACCACAGAUUUUGACCCGUGAAAUCGUUGAAUGAAAGUAACGAACUUUUUCGUGUGGUUUUUCAUUCGUACACACGUGUUGGUGAGAUGAGAAGAAGAAGAACUUGCAUGUUGUGAGAACGAGUUUUUUUUUCUUUUCUUUUUCAUGGCACCACCCAAACGCGUUUAUCAAGCAUGGAAAGGAAGGAAUAAAUUCAUAUUUGGAGGAAGGUUGAUAUUUGGGCCUGAUGCUAAGUCAUUGCUUGUCAGUUUGUUGCUGGUUAUAGUUCCGGUUAUUAUCUUCUGCGUAUUUGUAGUAAGGCAUCUGCGGCAUGAAUUUUCUUCAUAUAAUGCAGGAUAUGCUAUUUUGGUGGUGGCAGUUCUCUUUAAUAUUUAUGUGCUGAUUCUUCUCUUUCUUACAUCCUCGCGUGAUCCGGGCAUUAUUCCAAGGAAUUUACAUCCGCCAGAGGAAGAGUACCAUCAAGGCUCAUCCUUUUCUAUGGAUAUUGGGGGACAUGAAACACCAAGCUUUCAGAUUGUAAGUACAGAAGUGCGCUUAAGAGUGGGGGUGAAUUAGGUGUUUAGAAAUUUUCUUGUUUUUAGAG